Molecule: messenger RNA, 546 nt
Organism: Lycium barbarum (goji berry)
Lineage: Eukaryota; Viridiplantae; Streptophyta; Magnoliopsida; Solanales; Solanaceae
Exons: 1
Coding region: 1-546 (181 amino acids)
Source: RefSeq, a predicted model, not a curated record
AUGAGGGUAACCAAGCAAGCCUUUAUUAAAUUUAGCAUUGGAAGGUAUCAAGAUAAAAUCUUGUGUGAUGUGGUACCUAUGCAAGCUUGUUAUCUUUUGCUUGGGAGGCGUUGGCAAUUUGAUAGGAAUGCGCAACAUAGUGGAAGGUCCAAAAAGUAUUCACUUGUGUUCGAGGGUAGAAAGUACACUCUUGCCCCAUUGACACCCUAUCAAGUGAGUGAAGAUUAUCAAAUCAUAAAGGAACUCGGAGAGAGGGUUCAAAAUGAGGAAAUCGAGAAGCAUGAUAAGGGAACCUUGGUGGCUAUUGGUGGAGAAGGAUCAUCUCAAGAUGGAUCCAAGAGGUGUAUGUUGGCCAAACCAAGCAAUUGUUUGAAGGGAGAUGAUGAGAGGCACUUCAUGGUGUGCCUUGUAAACAAAGAUCUUCUUAUGCAUACUAACCAAACUACUAGCACUUUUCCUAGUAGCGUGACUUCUCUUUUGCAGGAAUAUAAUGAGCUAUUUCCGGAGGAAAUGCCCAAUGGAUUACCUCCAUUGAGGGGGUAUUGA